AUGUUCUCCUCCAAAAGAGCCGAUAAGUACACCACAGGGCUGAUCAAUACACGGAACGAUUGCUUUGCCAAUUCCUCGAUACAGGCGUUUGCAUCCUUGCCGGAGUUGACGAUAUACCUCAACGAAAUCUAUAGAGAUCAGUCGUUGAUCUCAUGUCUGCCUCUACCGCAUACUGACGACGACCAGAAUGAGGUCCCUCGCCUACGUCUACACGAGGCAUUGGCAAAGAUCGUCAAGCAACUUCAAGAGCCCAUCAAGUCUAAAAAGUACAUCUCUGUUUGGCCACUAUUGCAUGUCAUAGAGGCGAUCUUCAACCUCAAGAUCUCUCAAAAUCAGAACGAUGCUCAAGAGCUGGUUCAAUUGAUUGUGGAAACACUGGGGAAUGAACAUAAGAAGUUGAAGAAAUACGUUGCAAAGAAUGCUUUGAACGUCACAGUCCCUGACUUCCCUUUUGAUGGACUCGCUGCAGAUCAGCUCACCUGCUAUUCUUGUUUGAACUCGUCAAGGCCUUCAUUCCACCCGUUCUCGAUGCUGUCACUAUCAGUGCCUCAGGAGACGAGAGCUACAUUAUACAACAUGAUCAGAUCAAACGAAUUGCAGACGAUUAACGGUUAUCAUUGUCUAAGAUGUAAAGUUAAGGCCAUAUUGAAAGUUGAGGAUGAGAAGAUGGCUAAGAACGUUGCCUUGGACGAGGAGCAAUCCCACAUCAUCUCAAGGUUGAAGAUUCUAGAACCAAGUUUAACCAUUAACGAUGACUUGGAAGAGCCUCUCAACUCAUUUGUGAAGAAUUACAAGUUCGAGGGCUUCGCUACGGAGAAUUUACUUUCAACCAUUGUUAAGAAGACCUUGAUUAUUAGACCACCUUCUCUGUUGACGAUUCACCUCUCCAGAUCUGUUUUCGUCUCAAAUCAUAUACAGAGAAAUGGUUGCAAUGUGAUAUUUCCAGAUCUGUUAGAUAUCCAAGAGUUGAACGCUAGAAAGGGAAAUCCACGUUACAGGUUAAAAGCGAUGGUUAGACAAAAUGGAACUCAUAACGCGGGCCACUACGAAUGUUAUCGUCAUAAGCCAGAAUUGGUUAAGGAUAAGGAAACUGGCAAUGUUAUCAACCGUUCGCCAACCAUUCAUUGGGGUGAGGAACCGUCUCAGUCGGCCUCAUCGUCACAACCACCAUCACCAGUGGUACAGCCAAAACCACACUCUGGUCUUCAACAAGCUUUUAAUGAGAGUAUUUCUCGUGGUUCAGCAGACGGAUUAGAUUCUGAUGACGAUUCACACUUUUCAAGAUUCAAAACUCGUUUGGGAGGCUUGGUUUCACGUCGUUCUUCGUUAAGCUCCAGUCCAUCAACUACAAGCCGUCGUAACGUUUCAUCGACACCGACCAACAAUCUUGAUGAGCUCUGCGAAAGCACUGGAAGUCUCGGUAUAAACCACCCACCUUCUUCGCCUUGUCAGCAACCACAAGAUCCAACCUCUUUUAAGAAGAUAUCAACUGUUACGAAGUAUCCAUUCUGGAGAAUCUCAGAUAGUACAGUAACAGAAGCCAGAAAAGAUGAUGUCCUGAAAGAGAAUUGGGCAGUCUAUAUGCUCUUCUAUGAAAUUGUUCGUGAUUGA
This is a messenger RNA of Williopsis jadinii, 1611 nucleotides long. It is a transcript of the gene UBP16, whose product is annotated as putative ubiquitin-specific protease UBP16. Gene Ontology annotation, cellular component: nucleus; cytosol. Gene Ontology annotation, biological process: protein deubiquitination. Gene Ontology annotation, molecular function: cysteine-type endopeptidase activity; cysteine-type deubiquitinase activity. The transcript is spliced from 2 exons. The record is from RefSeq and is a predicted model, not a curated record. Bases 1 to 1611 code for a protein of 536 amino acids. Lineage: Eukaryota; Fungi; Ascomycota; Saccharomycetes; Phaffomycetales; Wickerhamomycetaceae.